UCCAACAGCAGAAGGAUUCCCAACACUAGUACUUGUUAGGUUUUUUACGGUAAGAGUUGCACUGGAGAGAACAAACACCAAUGAGACCUGAGUUCAACCAUAUAAUCAACCAUUUAAAGAAUUGACACCACUUUCAAUCCAAAACCUCAAGGCAAUUGGUUUAUGGGUCUUUAUCUUUAUAUAGUACUCUACUUUCUCAUUUCUGAUCAACGUGAAAAUUAUACUCAAAAAGUUGGAUUCCUAACAUUUUUCACCAGCCUAAACUAUCUUUGAACCCAAUGUUUAGUAAGAAGUAAACGCUGCCUUGUUAAAAACUGCAGGGGAUCUUAUUUGGUGUCACAAAUUGGAAAUAUGUUUCUCAAUUGUUUGGGUAGGAGCUGUUGUAAGCACACAACGAAUACAAAUUCAUCUCAGAGACAGUUUCCAACGGUGAUAGAAGAGCUGUGCCAUAAAUUUUCUCUCACCGAUCUCAGGAAAGCCACCAAUAACUUCGAUCCAAACAGAGUAAUAGGACGUGGAUUAUUUAGUGAAGUAUAUAAAGGCUGUGUACAGCAAAAUGGUGCUUCUGAUCACACGGUCGCAAUAAAGCGAUUUAAAGAUCAAGGAUGGGAAGCGUUCAACAAAGAAAUAGAAUUACUAUGCCAGCUUCGUCACCCCAGAUGUGUGUCUCUUAUAGGAUUCUGCAACCACGAAAAUGAGAAGAUUCUUGUAUACGAGAACAUGUCCAAUGGAUCUCUAGAUGAACACCUGCAAGAUGCUGACCUAUCAUGGAAGAAGAGACUAGAGAUAUGCAUAGGAGUAGCAAAUGGACUACACUACCUUCACACUGGAGCCAAGCGUUCCAUCUUUCACUGUAUCCUAGGUCCUAGUACCAUCCUUUUGGAUGACCACAUGGAGCCAAAACUCACUGGUUUCGGUGUCAGUGUUCAGGGAUCACGUUUUAAGUCAAAGCAGAAACAAAUCAAUGUAGAGCAUGCUAUAGGUUCUUGGAUCUACAGGGCCACAGAGUAUGUCAUGGAUGGUACCAUCACAGAUAAAUGGGAUGUUUUCUCAUUUGGUUUGGUUCUACUACUAGUAGUGCUGUGCAGGAGGACGAAUUAUUUAAAAACCCUGACUGAAAAAGAACUUCUGAACAAGCCUGUCGAGGAGAACAUUGAUCCGAUUAUCAAAGGAAAGAUUGCACCAGAUUGUUGGCAAGUCUUUGUAGAUGUCAUGGUAAAUUGCCUGAAGUAUAAACCAGAUGAGCGACCUACAAUGGGUGAAGUAGAGGUGCAACUUCAGCAUGCUCUAUUGAUGCAGCAACGAGCAGAUAUCACAAACUCCAACCGCGAUUAUACAUUAUUUUCCAAAACCAUUAUUCCCAUGGGAUUGAAAAAGAAUGCGAUGUAAGAACAGAACUCCAUCAAAUUGAAUUUGGUGGUUACUUUGUUGUAAAAGGAGUAUAACCAAUACCAGCAUAGAUUAUGCCGUGGUUCAAAA
Vigna unguiculata (cowpea) is the source of this 1479-nucleotide messenger RNA. Its product is annotated as receptor-like protein kinase FERONIA. Gene Ontology annotation, molecular function: transmembrane receptor protein tyrosine kinase activity; ATP binding. Gene Ontology annotation, biological process: protein autophosphorylation. Gene Ontology annotation, cellular component: plasma membrane; plasmodesma. The record is from RefSeq and is a predicted model, not a curated record. Lineage: Eukaryota; Viridiplantae; Streptophyta; Magnoliopsida; Fabales; Fabaceae.